AUGAAAAGGAAACGAAAGGCUCCCAAAGUCCAGCCUGCCGAUGCAGGGACCCAGCCUGCACUGCGCUGGGAGCGCGAGAUCAGUGACAACAAAUGGCAGAUCUUCCCACCUGGACAGAGUGAGGCCCUGAGCCAAGCCACUCGGGUGCGGAAAAGUACAGAAGAUUUUGGGGAAGACAUUGUGGACCUGUGCAAGAUGGUGGAGUGGAACAAGCAGAGCGGUGAGGAGAACCGUGUCCGUGUGGCUGUCUGGGAUCAGAAAUCCUAUUUGGUCUGGCAAUGGGAAGGAGACCAAGAAAACGGCUGGAUCCCAUACCCCGCUGCUACCUGCUUGGAUUUACAGGCAGCCAAGAACGGUCACCGGGAGCCCAUAGUGGACUUGACAGUUGGUCGGACCCGCUACAAGCUGGACACGGACCGCAUGGUGCAGAGAAACCAGCGGACUAAAUUUGAACGUCAGAUGGAAUGCAGGGAAUCAGAUGCAACAGAGGCUGCGGGCGGAUCCCAGCUGAACAGCCGUGACUUGGACGCCAGUACGGCGGUUCCUCCUAAGAAGUCCCAGACCGAAUUAGAUGCCCCAGCAUCGCAUGGGGAAGGAGAUGGGCUGGGAGACGACAUUUACGACGUGAUGUUAAAUCAGACAAACCUUCAAUUCAACAACAAUAAAUACUACCUCAUACAACUGUUGGAAGAAGACAAUGCACAGAACUACAGCGUCUGGAUGCGCUGGGGGCGCGCGAAAGCCAAAGACAUCUUCACCAAAAAGUUCCUAGACAAAACCAAAAACGAAUGGGACAAACGGAACAGCUUCCAGAAAGUCUCAGGCAAAUACGAUCUCCUUCAUCUGGACUACGAAGCCAGAGAUGCUAAGAAUUCAGCAGAAGCUGCCCCUGAGAAGACAAUCUCUAAGCCCAAGCCAGUUUCCCAGCUGGAGCCACGGGUGCAGGCUUUGCUAGAGCUGAUAUGUAAUAUUCGGACGAUGGAGGAGAUGGUGAUCGAGAUGAAGUACGACACCCGGAAAGCUCCACUAGGAAAGCUGACAGCUGAGCAGAUCCAGGCAGGGUACCGGUCAUUACAGAAAGUGGAAGCAUGUCUGAAGCGGAGUCAGACUGGUGCUGCCCUGCUGGAAGCUUGCAAUGAAUUCUACACACGGAUCCCCCAUGACUUCGGGCUGAAAACACCACCACUAAUAAAAUCUUUAAGGGAACUCCAAGAAAAGGCACAGCUGCUGGAGGCUCUCAGUGAGAUCCGUAUUGGCAUCAAACAUGUGCAGUCAGAACAGUUGGAUCUGGAGCAUCCUUUGGACCGGAGCUACAGGAGUCUCGACUGUGAACUCCAGCCCUUGGAAAAGGCCAGUGAUGUUUUCCAGGCUCAUGUUUAUUGUGAAGGAGACGACAUUUACGACGUGAUGUUAAAUCAGACAAACCUUCAAUUCAACAACAAUAAGUACUACCUCAUACAACUGUUGGAAGAAGACAAUGCACAGAACUACAGCAUCUGGAUGCGCUGGGGGCGCGUGGGUAAGCCUGGCCAGCACUCCCUCGUGCCUUGCUCUGGAGAUUUAGCGAAAGCCAAAGACAUCUUCACCAAAAAGUUCCUAGACAAAACCAAAAACGAAUGGGACAAACGGAACAGCUUCCAGAAAGUCUCAGGCAAAUACGAUCUCCUUCAUCUGGACUACGAAGCCAGAGAUGCUAAUUCAGCAGAAGCUGCCCCUGAGAAGACAAUCUCUAAGCCCAAGCCAGUUUCCCAGCUGGAGCCACGGGUGCAGGCUUUGCUAGAGCUGAUAUGUAAUAUUCGGACGAUGGAGGAGAUGGUGAUCGAGAUGAAGUACGACACCCGGAAGGCUCCACUAGGAAAGCUGACAGCUGAGCAGAUCCAGGCAGGGUACCGGUCAUUACAGAAAGUGGAAGCAUGUCUGAAGCGGAGUCAGACUGGUGCUGCCCUGCUGGAAGCUUGCAAUGAAUUCUACACACGGAUCCCCCAUGACUUCGGGCUGAAAACACCACCACUAAUAAAAUCUUUAAGGGAACUCCAAGAAAAGGCACAGCUGCUGGAGGCUCUCAGUGAGAUCCGUAUUGGCAUCAAACAUGUGCAGUCAGAACAGUUGGAUCUGGAGCAUCCUUUGGACCGGAGCUACAGGAGUCUCGACUGUGAACUCCAGCCCUUGGAAAAGGCCAGUGAUGUUUUCCAGGUACUGGAGCGCUAUUUGCUCUCCACCCAUGCUCCCACCCACAAGGAUUACACAAUGACUCUGGUCGAGGCCUUUGAAGUGAACAAGAAAAGCUCAGAAGCCACUUUCCGUUUUGACCUGUCCAACAGGAUGCUGCUGUGGCACGGAUCUCGCCUGGGGAACUGGGCGGGGAUUUUGAGCCAGGGGUUGCGUGUGGCACCACCAGAAGCACCCAUCACGGGCUAUAUGUUUGGAAAAGGCAUUUACUUCGCGGACAUGUCCUCUAAGAGUGCCAAUUACUGUUUUGCCACUCGCGAGAAAGACAUCGGCCUCCUCCUGCUGUCAGAGGUUGCGCUAGGAGAGUGCAAUGAACUGUUGGAGGCCGAUCCAGAAGCAGAACGACUGCCAGCCAGCAAACACAGUACCAAAGGCUUAGGCAAAAUUGCUCCAGCCAGUUGUGUUUCUCUGCAUGAUGCAACUGUUCCCCUGGGCCCAGCUGUAGAAACUGGGAUAGCAAACCCUCGUGGCUAUACCCUGAAUUACAAUGAAUUCAUUGUCUAUGACCCCUGCCAGGUGCGUAUGAAAUACCUUCUGAAGGUGCGCUUCAAUUUUGUACAGCUGUGGUGAAUGGGGUGAAAAAAAUGGAGAAGAAAAACUGGCAUAAGAGUGACAUCUUGAAGCAUAUGGAUGGUUCUCUUUCCAUGGGACAUGUCAAGUGCUUUCUGGCUGAGAGGCUGAGAGCGCAACUCCUGAAACUGACUCUUUAUCACGGGUUAGAAAACUUUUGCCGUGUUUUAAUUUACUUUUCUGCUAUGAAGUUUGCUCCUGAAUGACAAAAACUAUGCUAUGAAGGAAAGCUAAUCCUCAGAAUUUCCAGGUGGUCGUUAUUUUUUCUUGGAUGGUCUGAAAAUUAGUUCCAAUAGAAACACACCAAU
Molecule: messenger RNA, 3107 nt
Organism: Protobothrops mucrosquamatus (brown spotted pit viper)
Lineage: Eukaryota; Metazoa; Chordata; Lepidosauria; Squamata; Viperidae
Gene: PARP2
Product: poly(ADP-ribose) polymerase 2
Exons: 25
Coding region: 1-2799 (932 amino acids)
Molecular function (GO): NAD+ poly-ADP-ribosyltransferase activity
Source: RefSeq, a predicted model, not a curated record